GGCUGGGAAGGGGUGGGUAUACGCAUGCGCGGUUCCAGUCUACUUACCGCAGACUUGAAAAGAUGAGGUUGCUGCUGGUCUGUGUGUGUUUAGGGUUCUUGGCAGCUGCCAGCGGCGAAGAGGGUGCAAGGCUUUUGGCUUCCAAGUCCCUGCUCAAUAAAUACGCAGUGGAAGGUCGCGACCUCACGCUGCAGUACAACAUCUACAAUGUCGGCACCAGUGCUGCAUUGGACGUGGAACUCAGUGAUGACUCUUUCCCACCAGAGGACUUUGGAAUCGUAUCUGGAAUGUUGACUGUGAAAUGGGACCGGAUCGCUCCAGCCAGCAAUGUAACCCACACGGUGGUGCUUCGACCUCUGAAAGCCGGGUAUUUCAACUUCACCUCUGCGACCAUCUCCUACCUUGCCCAGGAAGGUGGGCAAGUCGUGGUGGGUUAUACGAGUGCACCGGGACAGGGCGGCAUCCUGGCUCAGAGAGAAUUCAAUCGCCGUUUCUCCCCCCAUUACUUGGACUGGGCGGCCUUUGGGGUCAUGACCCUGCCUUCCAUUGGGAUUCCCCUGUUGCUGUGGUACUCGAGCAAGAGAAAAUACGACACGGCCAAGACGAAGAAGAACUGAGCUUCAGGCACAGCAUUCAGAAGAGCGUCGUUUCCCCACUUGUUCCCUGGGGCCACAACGAUAUUAACCCACCAACCACCCAGCCUUUAGGCGUGUUCAUUAAUUUAUGAUGCAGAUCGUAAUUUAAGUUUUUUUCCCCAGCUUGUGAGCCUGACCAGUUUGAUCGUCCAAGCCUUGACCCUCUCUAUAACCUGCUGGUACUCAAUCUUGAGGGCGAUUAAGCCUCCAGUGUAUCUACCCAUGGACUCAUAGAACCAGGAUUCUAAAUCUCAACAGGGAAUGACCAUGUCACAUUCCAGUUACAGCCUCCCCUUAGGCUGGUGUCUCCCAAUUUUGUCACUAAUUGCAGAGAUACUCAGCUUUUCUGUACCCCCCUCUGAAGUCGUCUUACAUUUAGUUAGAAAUAUACAGUAGCUUGCAACUUUUUUUCCCCACUCUGCCUUCCAUUAGGAUUUGGCAUGGACUUCUUUGGUUUCCCUCUGCUGAUACGGUUCAAAAGCAACUGGGAGUCUUUUCCUGAACUAUUAACCCAGAGUUCUGUUUCCGCUCUCUAACAAUUGUGUAUUUUCGUUCACUGUUUGUCAUUUGUGGUGCUUUGCAGAGAAGGGUGAAUCUCAGCAGAAAGGUUGACCUCAUUCUGUGGCGCAGUCUCUGUUCCUGCUCUAUAACCCCACCUUCUUCGGCCUCCUAGCACAUUCCUGUCCUGAAUUCAGAGGACGGGAAAAAUCGCUGAUUCAGCCUCGCAAUCGAGCUUCUCUUUGUCGUUCAGCUGCCUUUUAGUUUGCAUUUCUCCUGGCCUUACUGUUGCGUUCUAUUUCCUUUUGAUUUCAAAUCUGAGGGGCCCUUUUCUUUGUAAAACGAGGACGUUGAAUAUUGCUGAAAUAGUCGUAGUCUUCACCGUCAGAACCAGUGCAAGAAUCUCAAAGGGACGACAAUUUAUAUUGUGUUAAUUCUCCCUUUGAAAUUUGGUAAUCUUACGGCUCAUCAGGACAGCAUUGCAAGAAUGUCAGAUUUCAAAGGGAAUAAUAAUUUAUGCUGCACUAAUGCUUCCUUGGAAAUUUGAUAUUCUUGCAGCUGUCCUGAUCUCAUCAGAACAGAAUUUCAAGAAUACCAAGUUUCAAAGAACACAAUUCAUACUGCUUGAGAAACAGGGAGCUCACUCUUUUACAUUCAGUAUAAAUUGUUGUUCCCUUUGGCAUUCUUGCAUCUGUCUUGAGUUCAAGACAAAAAGCUUGGCCAGUAUAUCACGUGACAUUGUAUCAGUACUCCCUGGAUAUGUUCCACCAACUGAUCAUUUGUUUAAAAAUAAAACAGGGCCUUCCCAAACAGUGGGAGGGUUGGAGAGCAAUAAACCACAUGGUCUCAUCCAUUGCCAGAAACUGGAGGGUAAUUUCUUGAUUGUUAAACCAUUGUGACCCCCAUUAGUGCAACACUUCUGUUGCGCUGUGCAUAUUUCUGUCCUACACGUGAGGAGAAUGGGGGGGUCUUUGUUCUUUUUUUAAUAAAAAAAGACCUGAAACUAAAA
This is a messenger RNA of Stegostoma tigrinum, 2142 nucleotides long. It is a transcript of the gene ssr2, whose product is annotated as signal sequence receptor, beta. The coding region runs from base 63 to 617 and encodes 184 amino acids. The record is from RefSeq and is a predicted model, not a curated record. Lineage: Eukaryota; Metazoa; Chordata; Chondrichthyes; Orectolobiformes; Stegostomatidae. The transcript is spliced from 6 exons. Gene Ontology annotation, cellular component: membrane; endoplasmic reticulum.